This is a messenger RNA of Drosophila virilis, 3766 nucleotides long. RefSeq names its product karyopherin beta 3 (gene Karybeta3). Gene Ontology annotation, biological process: protein import into nucleus. NCBI's taxonomy places the organism in Eukaryota, Metazoa, Arthropoda, Insecta, Diptera, Drosophilidae. The record is from RefSeq and is a predicted model, not a curated record. Gene Ontology annotation, cellular component: cytoplasm; nucleus. Gene Ontology annotation, molecular function: nuclear import signal receptor activity; protein binding.
AAAUUUCAAAUAACUUUAAUAAACGAUUUUUAUAUGCCGCAACCUAUGUGAUAAGGAUAAAGUGUAUUUCUAGUGUUUGCAGCAAUAAUAUACACCCACUAUAAAAAAACUUUGGAAUUUUGGCAACCCGGCAUCGCGUUUUCUAUUGUUCUGCUCUUUUUUUAAGCGGCUUCGUCGCGUGAAGAUUGUGAAAAUUGUGUGUUUUCCAUAUCGUGUUUAACCGUGUGAAAACUACAAAUAAAAAUGGCUGCAGACCAGGCACAGUUUCAACAGCUCCUGAGCUCCUUGCUCUCCAUGGACAAUGAAGUUCGCAAACAGGCCGAGGAAACGUAUAACAAUCUGUCGCGAGAGGUAAAGGUAACACACCUGUUGGGCAACAUUCACAAUGGCCAACAAUCGGAGGAGGCGCGCCAAAUGGCCGCCGUGUUGCUGCGUCGCCUCUUCACAUCCGAGUUUAUGGAAUUCUACAAGGAGCUGCCCGUUGACUCGAAAAAUCAGCUGCUGCAGCAGAUCCUGAUGGCCGUGCAACAGGAUGUGACGCCGCAAUUGCGACGCAAAAUCUGCGAGGUAAUUGCCGAGGUGGCGCGCAAUCUGAUCGAUGAGGACGGCAACAAUCAGUGGCCGGACAUUCUGCAGUUUCUGUUCCAAUGCGCCAAUUCACCAACGCCGCAGCUGCAGGAGUCGGCAUUGCGAAUCUUCAGCAGCGUACCAUCGAUCUUUGGCAAUCAGGAGACGCAGUAUAUUGAGCUGAUCAAACAGAUGCUGGCCAAGAGCAUGGAGAACACCGAUGCUGAAGUGCGCGUACAGGCGGUGCGCGCCAUUGGCGCCUUUAUACUCUACCACGACAAGGAGAAGGAGGUGACCAUAUACAAGCAUUUUGCGGAUCUUCUGCCGCGCAUGAUUGUCAUCACGGGCGAAACGAUUGAGGGCCAGGACGAUCAAAGUUUGCUCAAGCUGCUCAUCGAUAUGACCGAGAACUGCCCGACGUACUUGCGGCCCCAGGUGGAGUACAUUUUCGAGAUGUGCAUGAAGGUGUUCAGCUCACAGGACUUUGAGGAUAGCUGGCGUCAUCUGGUUCUUGAGGUUAUGGUCUCUUUGGCGGAAAAUGCGCCCGCCAUGGUGCGCAAGCGUGCAGAGAAAUAUAUAAUUGCGCUCAUUCCGCUCGUUUUGCAAAUGAUGACCGAUCUGGAUGAGGACGAGGAUUGGGCGACGGCCGAUGUCAUCAAUGAGGAUGAUCACAGCGACAACAAUGUAAUUGCCGAAUCUUCCCUGGAUCGCUUGGCCUGCGGACUGGGCGGCAAAACGGUCUUACCCCAUGUCAUGAACGCCCUGCCAGGCAUGCUGAACCAUACGGACUGGAAGCAUCGCUUUGCCGCUCUAAUGGCCAUCUCGGCCAUCGGCGAGGGCUGUCACAAGCAAAUGGAGGCCAUACUUGAUCAGGUCAUGUCCGGUGUGCUCAACUAUCUGCGCGAUCCCAAUCCACGCGUACGUUACGCCGCCUGCAAUGCAAUUGGUCAAAUGUCCACGGACUUUGCGCCCACAUUCGAGAAGAAGUUCCAUGAACAGGUGGUGCCUGGCUUGCUGCUGCUGCUAGAUGAUGAGCAAAAUCCGCGUGUGCAGGCGCACGCCGGCGCUGCUUUGGUCAAUUUCAGUGAGGACUGCCCCAAGAAUAUAUUGACACGCUAUUUGGAUGCAAUCAUGGCCAAGCUGGAGACCAUUCUCAAUUCCAAGUUCAAGGAGCUAGUCGAGAAGGGCAACAAGCUGGUGUUGGAGCAGGUGGUCACCACGAUUGCCUCCGUCGCAGAUACGUGCGAGCAUGAGUUUGUCGCCUACUACGACCGCCUGAUGCCCUGCCUCAAGUUCAUCAUACAGAAUGCCAACUCGGAGGAUUUGCGCAUGCUGCGCGGCAAGACGAUUGAGUGCGUGAGUCUGAUCGGCCUGGCCGUGGGUCGUGAGAAAUUCAUUAACGAUGCCGGUGAGGUAAUGGACAUGCUGUUGAAAACCCAUACCGAGGGCGAUCUGCCCGAUGAUGAUCCGCAGACAUCGUAUCUGAUAACCGCAUGGGCGCGCAUGUGCAAGAUUUUGGGCAAGCAAUUCGAGCAGUAUUUGCCGCUGGUUAUGGGUCCAGUUAUGCGCACCGCUGCCAUGAAGCCCGAGGUGGCGCUGCUGGACAACGAUGAGGUCGAGGACAUUGAGGGCGAUGUCGAAUGGUCGUUCAUUACACUGGGCGAACAGCAGAACUUUGCCAUACGCACCGCAGGCAUGGAGGACAAGGCAUCCGCCUGUGAAAUGCUCGUGUGCUAUGCACGCGAACUGAAGGAGGGCUUCGCCGAAUACGCCGAGGAGGUGGUGCGUCUAAUGUUGCCGCUGCUCAAGUUUUACUUCCAUGAUGGGGUGCGCUCGGCUGCCGCCGAAUCGUUGCCAUAUUUGCUCGACUGCGCCAAGAUCAAGGGUCCGAACUAUUUGGAGGGCAUGUGGCUCUACAUUUGCCCCGAACUGAUCAAGGUUAUCAAUACCGAACCGGAGCCGGAUGUUCAGUCCGAGCUGCUCAAUUCGCUGGCCAAAUGUAUUGAGACCCUGGGACCCAAUUGCCUUAACGAGGAGGCCAUGAAGCAGGUGCUCGAGAUAAUCAACAAGUAUGUGCUGGAGCAUUUCGAGCGGGCCGACAAGCGUCUGGCUGCCCGCACGGAGGAGGAUUACGAUGACGGCGUUGAGGAAGAGCUGGCCGAACAGGAUGAUACUGAUAUAUAUAUACUGUCAAAGGUGGUGGACAUCAUACACGCACUCUUCCUAACCAACAAGGCGCAAUUUUUGCCCGCCUUCGAUCAGGUGGCACCGCACUUUGUCAAACUGUUGGAUCCCAAUCGUCCAUUUGCCGAUCGCCAGUGGGGCGUUUGCGUAUUCGAUGAUUUAAUCGAAUUCUGUGGUCCCGCUUGUACGCCGUAUCAGCAAAUCUUUACGCCUGCACUGCUGCAGUAUGUGCUGGACAAGUCGCCGGAUGUGCGCCAGGCUGCUGCCUACGGCUGUGGGGUUUUGGGCCAGUUUGCUGGCGAUCAGUUUGCCCAUACAUGCGCUCAGAUCAUUCCGCUGCUGGUGCAGGUCAUCAACGAUCCGAGGGCACGCGAAAUUGAGAACAUAAAUGCGACGGAGAAUGCAAUUUCGGCAUUUGCCAAAAUACUUAAAUACAACAAGUCGGCAUUAACCAAUCUGGAUGAGCUAAUUAGCGUUUGGUUCUCAUGGCUGCCCACCUCCGAAGAUCCCGAAGAAGCCGCCCACAUCUAUGGCUAUCUGUGCGAUCUGAUUGAGGCCAAUCAUCCAGCGAUUUUGGGCGCCAACAAUUGUAAUCUGCCACGCAUCGUUUCCAUCAUCGCGGACACGUUCUGCACAAAUGUCUUGGAGGCAAAGAGUGCACCCGGUACCCGCAUGCUAACCAUUGUCAAGCAGAUUGAGUCCAACCCAGACGUCAUGCAGGCCUGCGCGAGCAUAUUAAGUCCGGAGCAGCAGCAGGCAUUGCAGGACGCCUAUCGGGAGCUGGCCGCUGCGCCGUCUACCUAAACCUAGGGGCUUCCUCCAUUUACCAGCUCUUUCAGCAGCUCCAGCACGUCUCUACGCAUGAGAAAAUGUAAUCAAACACAAAAAAAAAAAAAAAAACAAACUGUAGGAUUCACAUACAUACUUAAAUUCAGACAAUGAAAAUGUAAGCUGAAAAGUAUAGAAAAAGCCGAAAAGCUUUCUUUCCGUUAUCGUCACAUUUUUGUGAGCAAAA